Messenger RNA from Lactuca virosa, 663 nucleotides. NCBI's taxonomy places the organism in Eukaryota, Viridiplantae, Streptophyta, Magnoliopsida, Asterales, Asteraceae. The record is from the annotation of a GenBank genome assembly.
AUGGAAUAUUCGUGUUCAAGUUGUCAUGAUUUGGAAACAGACAUAGAAAAACAACCCAAACAUGGUCAUCAGCUUGGACAUGAUUUUAAUGGACCAGGAGAUUUUAUUGGUCAAGUUGUAUCUACUGAACCCAUUAGAGUGAUUAAUGAUAAUGCAAGGGAAAUAAGGCUAAUGAGUAUUGUUGCACAAGAUCUGAGCAUUGCUGAUAUCGAUUUGAACGUUGAGUCUUCCAUUAGUACUACACAACUUAACACAAAAACUGUUGUGGCCAAGCCAGAAGAUUACUACUUCCGUUUUCAAAUCCAAAACAUUGAUGAUAUUCCAGAUUACAAUGAUGAUCAAGGACGCCAAAAGAUCCCCGGCGAGUUCAAUACGAUGCUUAAUAGGAAGUUUGUUUUUAAAGUUCAGAUUUCAAAGUUUAAUCUCGAGAACAAUUAUCACGCAUACACCGUUCAUAAGAUGACUAAUUAUGAAAUUGUAGUUGGUGUAGUUUUCAAACAAUCACCUGCAUACGAAGAAAACAGUAUUCAUUCUGAUGUGUACUUCACACUGAAAAGCCCUAUUGAGAUUGUUACCACCACUAAAUCGUUUGAAUGGUCUUCCUCAAAAGAUGGUGUUGCUCCUCAUACCCUUAAGAUUCCAAAAAUGGGAAAACUCGAAUAA